Molecule: messenger RNA, 1791 nt
Organism: Penicillium canescens
Lineage: Eukaryota; Fungi; Ascomycota; Eurotiomycetes; Eurotiales; Aspergillaceae
Product: DUF3176 domain-containing protein
Exons: 2
Coding region: 1-1791 (596 amino acids)
Source: RefSeq, a predicted model, not a curated record
AUGCGAUCGCCAGGCAAAGAGGGCGAUUGCCUUUCUUUUCCUCCAAAGUCUUUUCGAAGCAGAGCAAACAACCACUGGGUGCUUGAGAGUGCCUGCUGCUUUGGCAGUCUAGGCGCAUUGCUUGCAAUCGUCGGUGUAUUGCAAGUAUAUGAUAGAAAGUCUAUGCCAGAGUGGCCAUUAGGCAUCACUAUGAACUCUGCGUUAUCGUGGCUUUCGCAGAUCUUAACAGCCCUUGCGCUGAGCGCAAUAGCCAGCUGCUUAAACCAAUCUAAAUGGGUUUAUUUUAGUCAAGCGCACCGAUCGCUCGCAGAUAUGAAUGCGUACGAUUCGGCGAGUCGGGGGGUUCCUGGGUGUAUCAUGUUUCUUUGGAGCUUCACACGCAUCAAGCUGAUAUUGCGGUUGUCUAGACACUAUGCCACGCUUGGCGUUGUCGUCACAAUUAUCGCAGUCGGCAUCGGACCUUUCGUGCAGCAGAUGGCGACAAUUGAGAAUAACUUGGUGCCUUCGGAUGCCUCUGCAUCCACCGAUCGCGCGCAAUCAUUGUUUUUCCCAAUCGACAUUAGGUCCGUUAUACCACCGAGUGGCAUGUUAGCAGCAAUGUUCGGGGCCGUCUUCGCUAGUUCGGAAGCGAAUCUUUCGACGAAUGACGCUCAGAAAUCUUACCCUGCCGUCAAUCCUUUAUGUCCGACCGGAGAAUGUUCUAUCUCGCGAUUUACGACGCUCAGCCUCUGCUCUGAGUGCGUAGACAUCUCUCACUUGCUAGCACUUAAUUCAUCUAGAUGUGGGGGAGACGGGUUACCUAUUGACUACUUUCGCCUCCCGAAUGGCUUCAAUGCUAGCAUUGAGCCAUCUCGCACAUUGCAUCGCCACGGUAGCAUCAAUCAGAAACUACUGAAAACAGAUAUGAGCUCCGGCUCCAACAGCAUGCGGUCAAUAGCUGGACUAAAGGAUUAUGGCAACAGCACACUACUGGACUUUACGUCCCUUACCUUUUCCUUAGGAGGAAAUACCACUAAAGGGACUGCGGUGCAAUGCAGUCUACACUGGUGUAUCAAAACUCUCUCGUCUGUUACAAAGGAACACCGAACCGAAGAAGAAACACUUAGUACAUCAGUCACCCCGAGCGCCACCUCCACGGAGUCGGGAUAUUUAAAGCUUGGAUCAGGAAAUACCUCAACGCCAGAUUUUAUAAUCAGCCGAGGUUCUCACGACAACAUAAGAGAAUGGCUAAGGAAAAAGUUACAAAUGGAUGGUGUCGGUACAACUAUCUGCAUCGGGACUGGUUUUAAAUUUGAGUCAACAUCAACGUCGAUAGAGAGUGAACUCUUCCAGCCUUUGAUGGAAUCAUCACCGCAGACCCUGUUUUCCAAUAUCGCAGCAGGAAUUAGCACUUUCAUUCGCCAAUCGGGUAGAGCUAGUCAACGAGAAUUUGCAUCAUGGGGUCAACUGGACGGUGUCCCUCAGGACGAGGCUCUAGGCACUGCGGAUGGGCUUUCGUGGCAGAAUGAGACGCAGAUUAGGGUACGUUGGCAGUGGAUUACACUGCCGGUCUGUCUUGUAUUUGCGACUGUUGCAUUCCUGGUGGUGACCGCACUCCAGACGAAGAAGAGCGGAGUGGACGUAUGGAAGUCUUCAAAUAUUCCAAUGUUUUGUUCGGGCCUAGAUCAAGUUUUCCAAGAGAAGCUUCGUGAGACGCGGGAUCCCGUUCGAAUGGAUGAUUUGAGUGAAGAGGUGUUGGCGAAACUUGUGAAAGAUGGAAAGAUGUGGCAACUGAGUGCGCAAUUGAACUAG